CAACAGUUUUUCAGUUUCUUUCAAUCUUCCAAUUAUCUUUCAUUUCCAGCCGCAUACUAUUGACUAGUAUCCCGCUUUAUACAUCUUAAAUCUUUAAUUCUCAAUAAACCUUUUAAAAACCAACCAACCAACCCAAAUCAGCAAAUAUGCGUUAUACUAUCGCCGUCGCCGCUAUCAUCCCUCUCGUUGCCGCCCAUGGCAAGAUCGCAGUCAUGACUGGUGACAUGGGAGGAAACACCACUGGUCUCGGUAUCCAAGGUGCCGUCAUCCCUGGUGCCGGAACCAACAAGCAAACUGAGGUCGACACCACUGUCUUCAACAGCAAGAACGCCGCUACCGACGGUCUUGGAAAGACAAAGGCUGGUGCCAACACCAUGGCUGACAUGACUGCUGUCAUGGCUGCUUCCGGUUCCACCCUUCCUCAAGUUUCCGAUGGAGGUCAGCUCAGUGGAACUAUCCACAUCGUCACCACUGAUGGAGCUGGACCAUACUCUGCCAUUGUCGACCCAACUGGUACCGGUGCCUUCUCUCAAGGUACCCAAGCCAAGGUUACUACUCAAGUACCAGGUACCAAGGGUAACAUCGCCGCACCCAAGCAACGUUCCCUCGUCAUGAGAUCUCUCGUCAACAUGGGUAUCGUCAAGCGUGCCAAGAACGUCAACGAGGACUACCCCAUCGCCGUCUCCAUGCCAGCAGGCAUGUCCUGCACUGGAUCCGUCGGUGGUCAAGAGAAUGUCUGCUUGGUCAAGCUUGCUAACCCAUCGGGCGCUGGUCCUUUCGGUGGUGUCGCCGCUUUCCAAAUGGCUGGUGCUUCAACCGCUGGUGCUGCCGGUAAUGCUACCGCAGCUACCACCAAGAGAUCCAUCGGUGCCAAGUUCCGUGCUUAAAUCUUUCGCAAGAAUCAUUUAGGAUUACGGUAGUUGGUGUCGGGAUUCAUACCAGGAGUUGAAGGUCAGGAUUAGAAAUCGGGGAAAGGAUCUUGUGGGGAUGGGAUGGAGCGGUGGAGAAUUUUCAUUUGUUACAUAUUGGGGUUGUCCUUGGUUGUUGGAAAAAAAGAAAGAGAUAUACUACUCUUACAUUUUCAUAUUGUAUCUAGUAUAGCCACUCCUUUAUAAACUUAAUGUUGAUGCUCUUGCUGG
Molecule: messenger RNA, 1139 nt
Organism: Botrytis byssoidea
Lineage: Eukaryota; Fungi; Ascomycota; Leotiomycetes; Helotiales; Sclerotiniaceae
Exons: 2
Coding region: 147-887 (246 amino acids)
Source: RefSeq, a predicted model, not a curated record